Sphaeramia orbicularis (orbiculate cardinalfish) is the source of this 2997-nucleotide messenger RNA. Its product is annotated as von Willebrand factor A domain-containing protein 5A-like. Bases 175 to 2646 code for a protein of 823 amino acids. The transcript has 20 exons. Gene Ontology annotation, molecular function: calcium ion binding. The record is from RefSeq and is a predicted model, not a curated record. Lineage: Eukaryota; Metazoa; Chordata; Actinopteri; Kurtiformes; Apogonidae. Gene Ontology annotation, biological process: homophilic cell-cell adhesion. Gene Ontology annotation, cellular component: membrane.
UGCUUCGACAAACGGUCACGAUCAUGUGUGGAAUGAGUCGGAGGUGGGUGUGACUGCUUGUUGCGCAGCUAUAAACAGUCCUCUGUCUUUGGACUGUGAGGGCACUUCCUGAACCUAGACAGUACUUCGCAGAGUGAUUGUUUACAGUGUUAUUCUACCUGUUGAAUAGACACAAUGGUGAACUGCUGUGGUCUGAUCACUGCUGAAAAGCAACCAGUUCCUCUGAAGAGCAUCGAGGUGGACCUGGAGGUGAGGGAUCAUGUGGCUACAGUGGCCUCCACGCUGCAGUACGACAACAAGGAGGACAAACCAAUCGAGGCUGUGUUUGUCUUCCCUAUGCCCGAUGAAGCUGCUGUCUGUCAUUUCAGUGCAAAGAUUGGACAGACACUGGUUGUAGCAGAGGUGAAGGAAAAGCAGAAAGCUCGUGAGGAGUACGAUGAUGCGCUGAGCUCUGGUCAGCAGGCCUUCUUAUUGGAGGAGAGCGACCAAACUCCAGAUAUCUUCUCUCUGAGUGUGGGCAGUCUGCCUCCAGGAGAGAGCGCCUCCAUCAGGCUGGAGUAUGUCACUGAGCUGGCUGUGCAGGCAGACGACGGCCUGAGGUUUUGUCUGCCUGCUGUGCUCAAUCCUCGAUACCAGCCUCAAGGAAGUGAAGGUGGUAGCGUCCAGGUGACAUCUGUUCCAGCCUCCAUCGUUCCCUACAGUCUGUCUUUUUCUGCUCGGGUGCGCUCACCUCGGCCGAUCUCUAAAGUGGAGUCCAACUGUUCCCUGGACCCUCUGGAGUACCUGAACCCAGAGCAGACCCAGGCCACGGUGAAACUGGCUGCAGGACACAAGUUUGACAGGGAUGUUGAAGUGCUGAUUUAUUACAAAGACAGUCACCAGCCCUCUGCUGUGGUGGAGGCAGGACAGCCCUCUGCCAAGUCUGGCACUCUGAUGGGUGAUCCAGUGGUGAUGCUGAGUCUGUACCCUGAGUUCCCACAGGAUGUGAUGUCUUCACUUGCCUCACAUGGAGAGUUUGUGUUUUUACUGGAUCGAUCUGGAAGUAUGGAUUGUCCCAUGGAUAAUAUGAAGCAUGAUGUGACUCGCAUUGCCAGUGCCAGAGACACCCUACUGCUCCUGCUGAAGAGUUUACCAAUGGGCUGCUAUUUCAACAUCUACAGUUUUGGAUCCUCUUAUGAACACAUCUUCCCUAAAAGUGUAGAGUACAACCAGAAGACGAUGGAAGAGGCUCUGAAGAAAGUUGAGAAGAUGGAGGCUGAUCUUGGAGGAACAGAGAUUCUUCAGCCGCUAAAACACAUUUAUAAACAAGCCUGCAUUCCCAAUCAGCCUCGACAACUCUUUGUCUUCACUGAUGGAGAGGUGGGAAACACCAAAGAAGUUACAAAUCUGGUGAAGAAUAAUUCAAGUUCCCACAGAUGUUUCUCUUUUGGGAUUGGACAAGGAGCCAGCUCUGCUCUGAUCAAUGGUUUGGCCAAAGAAGGAGGAGGUCAUCCUCAGUUUAUCACAGGAAGUGAAAGGAUGCAACCAAAAGUGAUGCAGUCACUGCGAUUCGCUUUGCAGCCAGCCGUGGCCGACACGUCAGUCACAUGGGAUUUGCCAAAGGGAGUGUCAGUUACUGUUCUCUCUCCACCCAUUAGAACGAUUUUCCAGGGUCAAAGGUCACUGCUUUAUGGUCAGCUCACUGGACAGAGUUCAGAGUCAGACGAGGGCUGUGUGACGGUGAAGUACAGCCUGGCAGGUCAUCCCUCUGAGAACAAGCUCCGCUUCAGUCUUAAACCUGCAGAGGACACUGGUUUAACAGCCCACAGGCUGGGUGCACGAACUCUGAUUCGCUCCAUGGAGAUGGAGGAGAAGAAGCAAGAUGAAGCAGUGAAACAGAAGAUUGUGGAAGUCAGUGUCCAAUCAGGAGUGAGCAGUUCCUUCACUGCAUUUAUUGCGGUCAACAAAAGUAAUGACCAGCCGAUUCAGGGGCCGCUGUUGCGUAGAAAUAUUCCACUACCCAUGAUGAUGGCCUGCAGUAUGCCAAUGUCUCCAGUGCUGAUGGGCUGCAGUAUGCCAAUGCGUAAAAUGAAGAUGGCUAGGGCUGCAGGUCCUCCCGCAAUGGAUUGUAAAAAAAAAUCCAAAGGUUUUUUCUUCGGGGCAUUUAAAGGUCGUAAAUCCAAGGGACUUUCGGGAUCUGUUGGUGACUGCGCUCCUGAAAGCGAUAGUAUGUCACGCAUGCGUAGGUCUCUUGAUGUCCUAGAAUGUGCUGAUGAGUGCUUGGAUAUGGCGUUGGACUAUGAGGAAGAGGAUGGGGACCUUAAGUCAGCCAGCCGUCCCAGAGACCCUUUUCUGCAGGUGGUUUCUCUGCAGCAGGCCUCUGGAUGCUGGGAACUACAGCCUGCUCUGGCCGAUGCGCUGUCAAAGACGAGCGAUGAUAUGGAAAAGAAAAAACCUGCAUCGGUGAACAAUGAAGUGUGGGCCACCAUCCUGGCUCUGAUCUGGCUUCAUGGUUUUCAGGUGGAUGCUAAGGACGAGUGGGAGCUUUUGGCUCUGAAGGCCGUGUCAUGGCUCCGCUCACAGAAUGUACCGUGUGUUCCAGAGUGUGUGGAUGCUGCCAAUGCGCUGUUGGGUUGUAAGGUGCAGAAAGACGCCCUGGGGCUCUGAACCUUCAUUAAACCAGCUUCUCUGUAGGAUUAUACACAGUGACAAAUGUUCAAUGUCCUGCAGUGUGUACUUGUGUUUACAGUGUUUGCUGCCAUGUUAUGUGCCAAAACUACUGAAAUAUCCUCUGUAAUGCUUUAUUUUUUCAUUUGAUGUUUCCUCCUGUUUCUAUGGAUGUCUCUUUCUUAUUUCUAUUACUUAUGGAGUUUAAAACCAAAUGCUUAUAAUAUGUGCCAAAAAUCUGUUCAAAGUAAACAUCUCUUUGCACCAUUAUUCACUUAUCACUACAAAUCUUUAACAUAACAGGAAUAUUACAGGACAACACACUCAAUAAAGCUAAAUCCAGUCCAUUCA